Molecule: messenger RNA, 2806 nt
Organism: Balaenoptera acutorostrata (minke whale)
Lineage: Eukaryota; Metazoa; Chordata; Mammalia; Artiodactyla; Balaenopteridae
Gene: SLAMF7
Product: SLAM family member 7
Exons: 7
Coding region: 14-1033 (339 amino acids)
Biological process (GO): T cell activation
Cellular component (GO): external side of plasma membrane
Source: RefSeq, a predicted model, not a curated record
UCCAAAGAGCAAUAUGCUUGCUUCCCCAGCAUGCUUCGCCUUCAUCUUUCUCCUCUGCCAGCUCACAGGGCCAGCAGCCUCUGGAGUACUGAAGAAGCUAGUUGGUGCCCUUGGUGGGUCUGUGACUUUCCCACUGAAUCUCUCAGUAGAUCCAAUUGACAGCAUUAUCUGGGUCUUCAACACAACCACUCUCGUCACCAUACAGCCAAAGUUGGCAGACAAAAAAGCCGUUAUCAUAGUGACCCAACAUCGUAACAAGGAAAGGGUGAAUUUCCCACAUGAAGGCUACUCCCUGAGGCUCAGCAAACUGAAGAAGAAUGACUCAGGUGUCUACCGUGUGGAGAUACACAGCUCAACCCUCCAGGAUCCCCUCACCCAGGAGUAUGAGCUGCGUGUCUAUGAGCACCUGUCAAAGCCCAAAGUCAUCAUAGGUCUGCAGAACAAUAAGAAUGGCACAUGUGUAACCAAUCUGACAUGUUCCAUGGAACAGGGAGGAGAGGAUGUAACUUACAGCUGGAAGUCCCUAGGACAGGCGACCAAUGAGUCUCAUAGUGGCUCCAUCCUCCCCAUAUCCUGGAGGCAGGAGAAAAGGGACAUGACCUUCAUCUGCAUGGCCAGAAACCCCAUCAGCAGCAAUUCCUCAAACCCCAUCUUUGCCUGGAAACUCUGUGAAGGUGCUGCUGGUGGCCUGGCUACCUCUGUGAUCCUCAAACUCCUGUUGUCACUCAUCCUGCUCUGUUUCAUUGCACUGGUGCUAAUUAUUUUGAUCAUACGAAGAGAAAGAAGAAAAGAGUUCAUUGAAGAGAAGAAGGGACUGAACCUUCAUCCAGAAACUCUUAACUACUCCCCCGCUUUUGAAGAGACCUCGGAGUAUGACACAAUCUCUUACUUUAAUAGCACUAUACCAGAGGAAAAUGCAGUAAAUACACUUUAUUCCACUGUGAAAAUACCCCCAAGGCAGGUGGAGGAAUCCCACUCACUGCCCACGUUGCCAGACACACCAAGGCAAUUUACCCAUGAGAAUGUCAUCUAAGCAGCCAUGUGUUCCAAAGAAAAUGGUCAAAAGAAUUCACUGACUUGACCAAAAACAUCAAGGAAGAAUGAAGGACACUGACUUCCUUCCAGAAUAAAGUAUCCCUUAGGCUCCUUCAGACUUAAGAGUUCCUAAUCCGGGAAUUUCCUGGUGGUCCAGUGGUUAAGGCUCUGUGCUUUCACUGCUGAGGGCCGGGGUUCAAUCCCUGGUUGGGGAACUAAAAUCCCACAAGCAGUGUGGUGAGGCCAAAAAAAAAAAGAGAGUUCUUAAUCCUACCCACUGCUGAGAAAUCUCUUCAAAUCCAGAAUCCCUCCUGGAAAUGUGAUUGGGAAUUUAUCAGCCAACUCAAAGCAAGGGCUUAGAAGCAUCUCUGUUGAAAUGUAAAUGCAGUUUCACACAUUUGAAUGACAGCUCCCAUUCCAGGGUUUGGAGAUGAGGAAUAUACCAAGGGUUUGGUUGCCAAGAGGACAAGAACUUCAGAGCAGCCAGCUGAUGUUCCCCGCAGAAGCAGAAGACAGCAGUCAGAAAUGGAUUUAUUUACUGACUCAUCAACGACGUGCCUGACACUGUGCUGAGCUUACUGUGAUUUUCGUCAGAUGUGCUCUCUGUUCUCCUGAAACUGACCCUUCAUGAACUACUUCCGUGGGCAGUGGCAGCAGGCCUGACCACUGAUUCCCAACACCCAGGGGGGUCGGGUGUGGAUCCACAGGACUUGGGAGUCAAAGCGCACAAGGACAGAGAAGCCAAGUAGAAGACUCAGUUUGGCUGAGUGGAAACUCAGAAGUGUGAUUGACCACUGCCCCAGCUUCAUUUACACUUUUGUGCUGCAAGGGAGAAACCCAGGCCUUAGGCCUAUGCAGGAGCCCAUCUCAGUGGAAGAACUGCGCCUGAAGACACACUUUGAAUCUAUUUAUAGGAGACUGGCAAACAUUUAAAGUUGUUUAAUUCAUUCAAUGAAUAUUUAUUAGGAACCUCUGUUAGGUGAGUCUAGUAAAUAAGACAGACGUGAUUCCUGCCCCCAUAGAGCUCACCUUUUUAGUGAAAUGAGAAACAUGUGGAGGGAGAGGGUUGCUUUGGAUGUCUUCCUGGACACACAUCUUGAAUGGAAAUGUUGGAAAGGGAUCUGAGGUCUCAGGUCUAGGGGUGUGAAGUGUUUCCUUUAUUCAAGGGAAAACAACUUCUGGAGUACAGUGCCUCACAAGCAGUGCAGCACUCUUCCUGAGGGAUUUUGGGCAAGAGUGAGUUUUAUAGAGUUUUAGAAGAGGCAACUUAGAAACAGGGCAUGAUUGGCUAAGAGGUGGGGAUUUCCCUAUAAGUUCUAGUUUCUAGGGUAAGGUGAGCUAGGGAAAGCUGAGUUGGAGGAUUGUGAUUAGUGGAUGUUAGGUUCCUGGACAGGUGUUUCCCAUAAGUGCAGGCUGACUUAGGCUUAGAUUCGUGAUGUGGGCUGGACCACUGGGGUAGCUGCCAUUUUGUGGGUCCAAAUAUAUGAAUUAUUAGAAAUAAGGUGGAGAAAUGUGUGUUAAAGUUUGUGAAGGGAGAAAAUAUCUGCUCUGUGUGGAAAGGCCCACAUGGGAGAAGAGCAAGGCCACUGGCUGACAGCCAAGCUGAGCUUCCAGCCAGCAGCCAGCACCAACUGCCAGCCAUGAGAGGGAAGCCAUUUUGUAUAUUGCAUCAUUCUUGGCACCUCAGCCAAUACCACGUGAAGCAGAAGAACCAGCUAGGCAAUCCAGAGAAUAGUGAGAAAUUUAAAAAUUGUUGUUUUAAACCAUGAGA